GCCAACUAAUUUCUUGCGUUGUAAACAUACAUAAUUUUUUUCUCGUAAAACGAAGAAAUAUUUUAAUUGUAAUUAUUUAUAAUUUACGGAAAAUUGCGAAAAAGUAUUAUAAGCAAUCCAUGUGUGGCUUAGAGAAGCGCAAAACUUAAAGAAAUUGAAGAAAAACGCGAAACAAACAAAGUGAAGAAGUGAACAAAACUAAGCAAGCAAGUAAAUGUAUACUAGCUUCGCUUUUUUCUUCUAACUAGUUCAGUUCGUGGUUGGUGUGUGUGGAGAAUUUUUCGGAUUUUAGAUUGCUGUUGGAUAUUUAUUGGCUUCGUGUCGUUUGUUAUAGAAAAAUUGGGCAAAAAUGUUUGAUUCAACACAGGAAAUAUCAUUGGAAGUUUGGCAAAAAUGGAUAUUGGAUGCAAUAUCGAAGAUACGAUCUCAAAAACAGAGACCCAGUGUCCAACGAAUAUGUCAAGCCAUUGGCGCCCAUCACAAAUUCCAUGAAGAUAUUGUAGCCGAAAAACUGGAACAAAUUGUUGAAACCGGCGCCGUUAUAAAAGUCUACAAUAAAGGCCUGCAUUCAUAUAAGGCUCCCAUGGCAAAGCGGGUAGUGAGGGUCGAAAAGAAUACCAAUUUGUGCAAGAUAGUGGCCCGAGCUGUACACGAUUUGGGCGAAUGUGAGGGCUCCAGUGUAAAAAGUAUUGAAAAUUAUAUACAAAAAUUCAAUACAAUUGAAUUAAUUGGAGAUGCUGACUACAAGGCGGUCAUUAAGCAGUCUAUUAAAAAGGCAGUGGAGGCGGGCUUUCUAAUACAGGAGGGGAAACUUUAUAAGAAAGGACGUUCUUUGACAACCCCGAGGAAUUCCAAUGCCUCUGUGGAUAUACCAGUGCAAAUUGGUAAUGACAUCUGUAAGCAUUGCUCUGGCAAUGCCCAGAAGAAUUUAAAUGGCAUUCCCGAGCCGUUGAGCUCUUGCAAACAGUGCGGCAUUUCAUUGCACACCACCUGUGCAAAUAUUGCUGCCAAAUGUAAGACCCAAUCAUUUGUGUUGUUGUAUAUGUUGGUGACGAAGGGUAGUUCCUGGUAUUGUGAAAAUUGUGUAAAAUGUGCCUGCGGCAAGGGCAAUAGAGGUCCUUGUCUAUUGCAAUGUUUUGUAUGCCACAAAAAUUUCCAUUUAAAUUGUUUGGACACCAUACCCGAUAAGAAACCAAAACAUCCUUUUAGAUGCAGUGCAUGCUUGAAAUUGAAUACCGAUGUUUUCCGUAUGGUAAAGGGUAAGGAUUCCCAAAAGAAAUUAGUUUUAUCCAAGAGCCGCAACUCUGGUGCGUCGACCAAACAAUUGACCAUGGUAUCACCCACUUCGAGGGGAGCAAAUACUUCUGCUGAUACCAGUCUAACAACACCAAAUAGUUCUCCUGAGAAAUAUUGGCCCAUUGCCAAAUCGAAGGUAGCAAAAACCACACCUGUCAAGUUAAGUGGCAAUGCUUUUGAGGUUGCCUCACCUUCUUCGUUGGCUAAACUGAAGCAUCAAGCUGCCAUGGAGGAGAGUUUGAAACAGCAUUUGGCAGCCUAUGAACAGGAUACAUCAUUGAAGACCAUGAAGGGUCGUAAGCGCACCUUAUCAAACUUAUCCUCCUCCAGUUCCUCGAGUGAUAGUGACGAAGAACAAAACAAUGAAGAUCAUGACAAUGAUGACACUACAUCAUCAGAUUCCUGCUCUUCCACCACCAGCAGUGGUUCAGAUUCCUCUGAGAGUAGCAGUGAUAGUUCUGAUUGUGAUGAUAAUGAUGAGGACAAUGAUGAUGAUGAUUAUGAUUCGGAAAAUAGUGAGUCUAAAUCGAAUGUUAUGCUGGCUCAAAUUUAUAAAAAACAGAAAUGUGAUGGGUUAUUGAGUGCAUCCUCGUCUUCGCCCAUGGCAAAGCAUAUGAGUCUGGUGCAGCCGCAGAAAGAAGAGGAAUGGGGUUUUGCCGCUGUGGCCAAAAGUCAUCCGGAUAUAUUUGCCACAACAGCCGUGUCCACAGCUAAUGCCACAGCAACCAGCAAUAAUAAAAAUGAUCUAAUGAAAAAUUUAAAACCCGUAAAACGUAAACUUACAGAUCAUUUUGCAACGCUGACAACGGAACAAAAAAAUACCAAUGUAAUGCUGCAGGAUAACAAUCAGCCACCACCACAAAAAUUGACCACAAAUCAAGGAAACUUGCAACUGGAAGCCAAGCAGGAAAUUCUUCAAAAAGAUACGAAUAAAAUUGCAAACUCUUCAGCAAUAAUUCCAGCGCCAACAGCGGCUGGAACUGCAAAAGAAACACCCAAACCCACAAUGAUGAUAAAAUAUAAACCCAAACCUACUACAACCACCACAGCUCAAGGAACGUCAGCUGCUGCUGUUGCUAAACCUUCAGACCAACCACAGGUACAAAAGAAAGCUGUCUUACUUAAAUCCAUGCCCUUGGAAAAGAAACCAGUUCCUAAACCAGCCGAAGACGAUGAUGAUGACGAAAUCCCGUUUUUGUCCCAUCAAAAUAUAAUCAAAUACAAAAUGAUGCAAGAUAUCGAUAUGGCCAAGAGUCAGGAAAAGCCAGAAACGCCACCACCCAAUAAAGAAGUGGCUGAGGAAAAACAUCCCUGGGAAGUUGUACCCGAUGAAAAUCCGUUCGAUUCACAGCCUCUACCCAAUGGGGUUUCACAGGCCGAUUACGAUAUUUAUAAAAAGAUCAGAGAAAGAGCCCGCAAGGCAAUUGCCGGAGCCAUGGAAAGUCCCAGUAAAUUAAUUGGCAAACCUGCCGCCAUAAAUGCGAACGCUGAACGUUGUCCCGGUUCCAUAGAAAUUGGUAAAUGGCACAUUGAAACCUGGUAUUCCAGUCCAUUUCCCCAGGAAUAUGCCAGAUUGACGAAGCUAUACUUGUGUGAAUUUUGUUUAAAAUACACCAAGAGUCGGGCGGUCUUGGAUCGUCAUCAAAACAAAUGUUCCUGGAAACAACCACCAGGCACUGAAAUCUACCGUCAUCAAGAUUUGUCAGUAUUUGAAGUUGAUGGCAAUAUCAAUAAGAUUUAUUGCCAAAAUCUGUGUCUAUUGGCCAAGUUGUUUUUGGACCACAAGACGUUGUACUAUGACGUGGAGCCUUUUUUAUUCUAUGUCUUGACCAAAAACGAUAAUAAGGGCUGCCAUUUGGUGGGCUAUUUUUCCAAGGAGAAACAUUGUGCCCAGAAGUAUAAUGUGUCAUGUAUCCUAACCAUGCCACAAUUUCAGAGGCAGGGUUUUGGUCGUUUCCUAAUUGAUUUUAGUUAUCUACUGAGCCGAGAGGAGGGUCAGUUGGGUACCCCCGAAAAGCCCCUCUCCGAUUUGGGACGUUUAUCAUAUUUUUCCUACUGGAAGUCCAUUAUUUUGGAAUACCUAUACGAUCACAAGCAUGAUAAGAACAUAACCUUUAAUGGAAUAGCUGCUGAAACGGGUUUGACUAUUGUCGACAUAGCUCUGGCCUUGGAAUUAUUGAAUUUUAUAAAACUAAGGAAAAACGAAGAUGAUAUACAUUAUCACAUCAACAUAAAAGUGGAUUGGAAGAGGGUUAAUGAUCACCAUGAAAAAUUGAAAAGACAAAAUAAUCGCAUUCACAUAGAACCGGAAAGAUUGCGAUGGAGUCCCCUACUGACUCAUGUCAAGAAUCAAUCAUUGGAUAUGUCGGGAAGGCAGAGUUUGUCUCCGCGCAAAAAUGUCAUGAAACUCGAUGAAAGUAAGAAUGGUUCCGUGGCUAUAUCAUCAACAUCUUCGACGGUUGUUGUUCAAAACAACAUCAGGCAUCAGAAACAGCAAGAAACAAAAGAAAAUGAAGUGAAAGAAAUUCCGAAAGAAAAACAAAACUCAAACGUAAAAUCCGAAACGGCAAGCAACGACACAAAUGAUAACAUCAACGAUGAAGUCCAAGAAAAAGAGGAGAAGAAUGAGAAUUUAUUUCAUGAAAAAUUAACCGGUAAACGUAAAAGACCCAGUUCUCAAAGCCCUCCGCCACCUAGUAGCCCCAUGGAAAUUGAUAACUUGUCAAAAAACCACCAAGGAAACGGCGACGAAGAGCCGUCCAAAAUGGAUGACAAUGCUAUUGUUGCAGAUAAUUAUAAUACUGAAAGCAUGGACAUAUGUACUCCAUCUGAGCCACCACAAAUGAGCAUUGAAAGCGAAGAAAUGGCAAAAGAAGAUAUUUCUGAGAAGACUAGCCCGAAAACUGCGACACCUAAUCGCAAGCAGGCUACCGCAGCCUUGCCACCAUUGAAAAGGAAACACGAUGAGUUAUCAGAAUCUGAAAACGAUACCAGUUUGGAGGAGAACAACCCAAAGGAGACAAUUUCCAUGGAUAAAGCCAAUAAAGAAGAGAAAUCUUUGGAAACUCAAGAAAUGCCAUCUUCUAAGCCAAAUAUUGAGGAAAAACCUGCAGAAGAAACAAAAAAUGUAAAACCCUCCCCUGUGGCCGGAGUUGAAGAUAAGUCCUUUGUGGCAGAAACUCAAACUGAAGUAAAAAAUGAUAAACGUAUUCCGAAUUUAUUUCCCAAAUUGAGGGCAAAGAAUUCCGGUAAACUCAAUGAGGAAUUAAACAAUGAUGUUCCAACUGACAACCCGGAAGUGGUGGACAAGGAGCCUAAGCAAAAUCCCAACGUGGAGAGCAAGGAAAAAGUAGAAACCAAACAAUUGGAUAGUGUUUCCAACAAAAAUUCACCAGUUAAAAUGGAAUUUAUUGCGACUACCACAGCCAAAUCUUCUACCAUGGAAAAUGAUGAAAAAGUCAUGGAAGCUGUUGCCAAGAAAACCAAGAAGUCUCUUUUUAAUGACUCAGAUGUGCCUAGUGUUAAGCCAGAAAUUGAAACACCCACUCCAGCUGCGUCAAAUACCAAUGACAUGAUGACAGACAAGGAGCAGGCGCCAGUUAAAGAACCAUCCAUGGAAAAACCUAAAGAACCCACCCCAAUUGCUUUGGGGGAACCCAAUAAUAACAUGCAAAAAGAGGAAUGUAAUAAAAUUUUGGAGGUUCCCAAAACUACUUCUCCCGAGAAAUCUGUAAAGAAAGUAGAACACGCCAAUGUCUCAGUUAUUGAAGAGGUCAAAACAAAAAAGGAAUCAACGAACCACCAAAACAUUGAUAUUCCAGCUGCAGUUCCCUCUCCUUUGGAUGUUAAGCCCUUGCCAGAAGAGCCUCCAUCAAGCUUGAACCCUUUGUUGGAAAAGAAAGUAAAACCUGAGCCGCCCUCAAAACCCGAACCGGCAGCCCUAAAAACAGAGCAACUUUCACCCACUCCAAAAAACCCUAAUGCCAAUGAGGCAAUGACAACCACGAUUGGUAAUGCCAAACCCGAACCGGUAAUAACCGUCAAUCAAUUUGCCAAGUCGUCCUCGUCGUUGACCUCAAUGGAAAUUAAGCCAAGUAAUAAUGCGACGGCUCCAGGUCCCCCAUUGCAACAACAGCAAAUUGAUAGUAAACCCCCAGAUUGUUUAUCCAAACCCACAACAGUAAUAUCUUCUACAUCAUCGACAAAUACCACAAAUAUCUCCGGCAAUGUUGUGGCCAAUCCAAAUAUAAAACCUGAGGUUACACCAGCUCCAGCACAUGCCACUAUAGCUGCAAAUGUUCCCGAGCAAAUGGUUUUAAAGAAAGAACAUAACACUAAUAACAUCACCAACACCACCACCACCUCCACCAGUAAAAGUCCUUUAAAAAUGCCCAGCAAUCAAGCUAGCCAUUUGGUGGAUACCAAACCUUCCUUGGUAACAGAACCGUUGCAAAUUCCCCAAGCCAUGCAAAAAAUCUCCACAGACCAUAGAAGUGGACAGCAGGUUCAUCAGUUGCAGCAGCAACAGCAGCAAAUUCAACAGCAAACACAACAACAGCAGCAGGCAUCACUUUUGCAUGGUAACUCCGCAAUGAGUUCGGUUUUAGCCCAACAACAACAACAACAGCAGCAACAUCAUCAGCAGCACCCCCAGCUUCACCACGCACAGCAACAACAAUCCACAGCAAGCUAUGGCAAAACUCCCAUUGACAAGUAUAAAUGUAAAACCGAGAAAUCCACGGAUUUCCUAAAUUCCAGCAAUGAAAAACAUACCCCCCACGAGAAACAUACCAAAUCCAACAAAUCUAAAUCCUCCACUGAUACCAAAGGAGGAGGAGGAGGAGCUGGGGCUAGUGGAAAUUUGGACAAGACCAAACUGAGUCAUAGCUCUCGGGAAAAGUUAGAGCAACAAAGUAAAAUGGCCAUACAACAAAGCCAGACGGUAAAGGGCCUACAUGGACCCAUACAAAUCAAGGAGGAGGAUCCACGAAUGCUGCAAGCCUCCAUGGCGGCGGCUGCCGCGGCCGCCGGUUCUUCGGGCCCCCCUGCAAAUGUCCACGAUAAAUUGCAUUUCAAGACUAGUGCUGAGCACAAUCUCAAUACUUUGGAUUUAAAUAAAAUUGCACCGCAGUUUCCAUUGAAUCAACUAUCCAAUUAUCACACAUCGCAGUAUUGGCAAUGGGAUUAUUAUGGCUAUAAUCUAUCACAUUUGGACGCCACUGCCCAAAAGAGUCAGAAUAAGUUCCACAAAGAAUUGGCCACAUCUAUGGCCUAUAAUAAUUUCUAUCAAUCUGCAAAUUUCGCAAUGCAGCACCAUGCCCAUCAACAGCAUAUCCAGCAACAACAGCAGCAGCAGCAGCAACAACAACAACAGCAGCAGCAACAACACCAGCAGCAGCAACAACAGCAUCAUCCCAAGGAUAAGUUGAAAGCUGAGCGCAAAACUAGCCCCUUAAAAAAGGAUGAAGCCGCUCUCAAGGGAGCUGUAGCCCAGGCAGUGGCUGCCGAAAUGUUGCAACGGGAAGAAAGUGCUGCUGCAGCAGUCGCUGCGGCCGCCUGCAAUUACAACAACAGCCAUGCUUUGUAUGGCACCGGUGGUAGCAGUAGCAGUAGUGGCUCCUCCCUAAAGAACAGUCGCGCUCAAGCCGAUCACAUACGUUCCAUGAAUAAUCAUGGCAACAACAAAUAUCAGCAACAGGCUGCCAAUUUGUUAAGUGCCCAGCAACAGCAGUUACAACAACACCAGGCUGGCCAACAGCAGGCUUCCUGUCAAAAGGUAAAACCCGAACAGAAUAUUAAUCAGCAGCAGGCCUCUGGAGGAGGAGGAGGAGGCGGUGCUGGAAACAAUGCCAACAGUCUUAACAACAACAACAAUGACAACGAUAAUAAAAUGAAAUCGGGUGGAAAUACACAAAACUCCCAGCAGCAGCAGCAACCGAAUACGGUUAGUCCUGAAAUGACAUCGCCCAUGGUUUAUAAUAAUGACAAUUCUGGCAAUGCGAAUAAUCAAAAUAUAAAUAAUGGUGGUGGAGCCGGUGGAGGUACCGCCAAUAAUUCUAAUGCAGGGAAUUCCAGCACAGCUGGUUCGAAUGGCAUGCAACAACAUCAUUAUGCCGAAUGUGGUUUGAACGUGCCCAUGGGCAUGGAUUCGCCGGCUAGCAUCUCCAGUGAUAUUACCCAAAAUUCAUCGGAUGUUAACAACAGCGUACAUAUGCAGCAGCAGCAACAAUUUUCAAAUUGUUCCAUGCAAAAUCAGGGUACCAAUACCCCAAUGCAUAUGGCCAUACAUACACCACAUAUUCAACAGCAGCAGCAGCAGCAACAACAACAAAAUAUGAAUAUCAAUAAUCAAAAUCUUAAUAGUUUGGCCAAUAGUCAACAACAGCAACAACAUAAUACCCAACAACAAAAUCGCAAAAUUAAUCAGAAUGAAAAUCCAACAUCCAGCGGUAAUUCAGUUCAACAAAGAUCUACCACACCCAAGUUGAUGAGAAAUACCAAUUCCUCUGGCUCAAAUGCACAUCGGCAGUCAAAGCAACAGCAGCAGCAACAACAGGCCUUGAAUAAUAAUUUGGCCCAACAGCAGCAGCAGCAGCAGGCGUUGGCCAAUCACAACAGUCAGAAUAAUAAUUCUGCCGCUGAUCAGCAACAACAACAGCAGCAAGCACAACAAGAACAACAACAACAAUUGCACAAUAUACAACAAUUUGCCCAAUUAAAUGCCCAUGCUCAUCAUCAAAAUAUGCAAAGUGGUGGUGGUGGUGGUGGUGGCGGCGGCGGCGGAGGAGGCGGUGGAGGAGGUAGUGGUGCCGAUAACAUCUAUCUAUCGCAUUUGGGACAAAACUAUCCAGGCAAUGCUGGCAAUUCAUCCUAUGAUAUUAGCUCUAUGCCAGCCGUAAUACAACAACGCAUGUCCUUGAACAGUGCUUUGAACUCCGGUUCGGUACGUGUUGAGCAGGCCUCACCCUCGUGUGCAGUGAAUAAUUUCUAUUUACAGAAUAACUUGAAUUCGAACGAAUCGAUUAACAAUCCAUCAAGGGUGCCAAUUUCUAUACCCUCGGGUGGUUCAUCGUCUGGUUCCGGUUCGGGAAAUGAGCAUUUGAGCCAACAACAACAGCAACAGCAGCAGCAGCAGCAACAACAACAGCAACAAACUAGGGCUGAAUCAUUGCCCAGCGCCCAGGCAGGUUCGCCAGCUGUUGUGGGUAACCUAAGCAGUUUGUCAAGAUUGCAACAAUUGACCAAUGGCCUGGAUAUACCACCAUGCAACACUUCACCCAUUGGCCAGGUGGAUAUGACACCACCACCGCAGCAUGGCAUUGGAAAUAAUUCCAUGACUCCACCACCACAUUUGAUUGUGCCACAAAAUCGAAAUUUGAAUACUUCACCCAAUAUGUUGCAGUCGUCAAUGGCAUCGCUGCAGUAUCAUCAUAAAUACUAUCCCGGCAAUAUGAAUAUUGCACCGAUUACCACAACAUCGCAGGCGGCCAGCAUUAGUCGCUCGGUGCGUAACACCGCCUCAGCGCCGAUACAGCACAUUGCCUCAACGCCGUCUACAUCGUCGCCGAACAGUAGCCGGCCCAGCAAUGUUCAUAUUGCGCCCAAUUUGAUGACACCCUAUAGCAUAAACAGCUAUCGUAUGUCCACACAGCAGGCACCCUCGUCCAGCUAUUCCACCGGCAGUGAAUAUCCCAAUUCACAAAUACCCAUGCAAAUGGGUGUCAUGAAUAUGCAAUCUCAAUAUCAGGAUGCGUGCGCCAUACAGAGGGCAGCCCAACAGAAUUCUAUGUAUUCCACAUACUCUCCAUACAUACCACUGAAUCCGGCUAUGAGAAGAUAAGUUAGGAAGAAGAAAAGGUUGAAAUAUUGAAUAUUUUAGCCUAUGUUGAAAAUAAAAGGGAUCCUUGGGAAAUUACACACAACACAAUAAAAAUCCUCCACACACAAACACACAUAUAAACAUUUACUUUAUAUACACCCCACACCCACACACACCGAAAUCUAUAUUCUAUAUAUAUUAUUAAUAAUCAAAAAAAAAAAGAACACGUAAUAAAUCCAAGUUAUUAUGUGCAACGCUUAGAAAGAAAGCAAGGAACUCUUGUUAGAGAACUACAUACAUAAAUAUAUAUAUUUUCUUGUAAUACAAACAUAGAAGUGCAUACUACAACAACAAGCAACAACAGCAACUUUUUAUAUAUGUUAUUAUUGUAUUCAUUAAUUCUGUUUUGUCCUAGACAUCAUCAACAACAAGAACAAUACUAAAAGUUUUUUUUUUGUUUUGUUUAUAAAAUUUAUCAUCGUUACAUAUGUGUUGUUUUUUCUCUGCUAAAUGGUGGUCGAAGUUCAGAAAAAUCUCUAAAGAACGAAUCAAAUCAACAAAGCUUAUUUGACACAUUGUAAAUAAAUAAAACAAAAAAUGUAAGAAGAUGAUCAUCACAAGCAUCAUCCAUUCAUGCAAAUCAACAAUAAUGCUAUCAAGUAUUUGUAGGUGCAUUUCUAUGUUGUGUACUAAUCAUACAUACCUAUCCAUAUAAGAUAACUUUAAAAAAAAAAAUACUAUAAUCAUGAUUGGAUGUCCUUUAAAAGGGAUUUAAUAAAGUUGUACGUACCAUUAAAAAUAAA
Molecule: messenger RNA, 9918 nt
Organism: Musca domestica (house fly)
Lineage: Eukaryota; Metazoa; Arthropoda; Insecta; Diptera; Muscidae
Gene: enok
Product: histone acetyltransferase KAT6A
Exons: 6
Coding region: 350-9136 (2928 amino acids)
Biological process (GO): regulation of DNA-templated transcription; nucleosome assembly
Cellular component (GO): nucleosome; MOZ/MORF histone acetyltransferase complex
Molecular function (GO): DNA binding; histone acetyltransferase activity
Source: RefSeq, a predicted model, not a curated record